AUGGCUGCCUGUGAUACAUGGCUAUUAAAGUUGGGAUUGAUGAUACCGGAGCGGACCUACAACCACGACCUUGCACAUAUCACCGAAGACCCUGAAAAAAAUGUACUGAUCCUAAAGAUUAUAUAUGGAUCGGUGCUUCCUUAUUAUACGGCCCUAUGGCUGGUUAAAUGCGCUCUGCUGUCGUUUUAUUAUACUAUUAUACCGCCUUCGUUGACAGCACAUAGAAAGGCACUGCAUUUUGUGACGGCGGCGGUGUUGAUUUCUAUGUUUGGGGUUUUGAGCAUUAAUAUCUUCUGGUGUAUGCCGGUUAGCCUCAAUUGGUCAUUGAAUAAGGAAGAUAUUUGCUUCAGUUUCGCAACCAUCCCCGUUUUCAUAAUUUCUACAGCAUGCAACAUUCUCACCGACAUCGCCAUUUUCAUCUUACCUUUCCCACUACUUCGCAAUAUCAAGUUCCAACGUCGGUCACAACUUGUUGGACUAGUCACAAUCUUUACUUUGGGGUGCUUCAGCAUGCUUGCCAGUGUCGUUCGUGUCGCCGUCUUGGCCGAUACUGCUACCCAAACUCAUAUCGCCGUCUGGUCAGCUGUCGAAGUAGCGAUUGGUAUCAUCAUUGCUUCGCUCCCAUCCCUUCGAAUUCUUAUAUGGAAAAACGGAGGACUCGUCAGCGUAUCGAGUUCAUCUGGAUCUAGAGGACAAGCCGAGAGCGGUGUUACAUGCACCGAUAGUAGUCGGCCGGGUGGGGCAUUCGAUUGGAUCUCGCUAGAGGAGAAAGCGGAAUUCGAUACCCUGAGGAGUAAGAAUAGGGAUACAAUCAAAUCUCAGACAACCGUUAUCACAGUCCCCACGGUUGAGGAACUGGAAGAAAUCGUUUCUGAUAACGAGGCGAAUCCGACUAUCCGUUCGAUCCACGAUCUUCAGAGAUACCACGAUACCAUGUUCAACAAAGGGUCUAACGACGCACCCGCCAGGCCUGGACAUGAAUGGACUUUCGAUAAGGUCCAAUGGCGGUAUAGCGAACCUGAACCUGUUACUCCGGUUAUCGAUGUUCAUGGGUUAGGAGUAAUACCGGACGUACCUCCGAUUCCACCGAUUCCACCACUUCCAAUUCGAACUGUACAUACCAGCCGUAGAUCGAGAUGA
Messenger RNA from Orbilia oligospora ATCC 24927, 1140 nucleotides. RefSeq lists its product as uncharacterized. Lineage: Eukaryota; Fungi; Ascomycota; Orbiliomycetes; Orbiliales; Orbiliaceae. The coding region runs from base 1 to 1140 and encodes 379 amino acids. The record is from RefSeq and is a predicted model, not a curated record. The transcript is spliced from 2 exons.